Echinococcus granulosus is the source of this 354-nucleotide messenger RNA. RefSeq lists its product as hypothetical. Lineage: Eukaryota; Metazoa; Platyhelminthes; Cestoda; Cyclophyllidea; Taeniidae. The coding region runs from base 1 to 354 and encodes 117 amino acids. The transcript has 2 exons. The record is from RefSeq and is a predicted model, not a curated record.
AUGCCAAAGAGUGUGGGCGGUGCUCCUCGUUGUCACUGCAAACACGAGGCAACCGACCACAAUGUGUCCGAGACAGCAGAGGAGAGGAAGGCGCGCGAUCGUCCAAUCGGUCAACCGUGUGUGUUUCAGGCCAUGGGUGGAUUAACGGGUUUCAGCUCUCUCCUACCCGGUAUGGCGCGGAUGGAUGCCAGUGGGGUGGGUGGAAGUCUGACCGAGGCUGAGUUGGACGCUCCCAUUACAGCCAAUGAUCAUCCCUUCCUCCGUGCACAUGCCGCCCACCUGGGACCUUACCAACACCCCCAGAACCGUCUCGAGGGCAAUGCUCAACUGAGUAAUUGCGUUCUUUCCUGCUAG